AUGUCGCGUCGCGUACCAACGCCUACGCGUCGCAAAAAUGUUCUAAACUUGCUAAAAAUGGCAGAGUUUACCACUGAUGCCAACGCUCCUUUAAGAACAGAACUUAAUGUGGGUGAUGAGUUUGUCGAGGAUUAUGAUUCUUCGGAGGAUUUCGACAACUUUGAUGAUGUUGACGACGUCUUAGAAAAUGGUCGUCAUUUUAAUCGACAAGCGCCGCUAGGAGCGAAAGGAGUAUCUACCUUGAAUCCAGGCGUUGCGCAUGAAGAAUCUGUGCAAAAACUUAACUCUUACAUGUCUCGUAUUCAUGUCGAAGACGGCUUUGAGGGACCUAGCAAGUUGCAAUCUACGAAGGACAAAAGUGACAGAGCAACUUCAGAACAGGUACUGGAUCCUCGCACACGCAUGAUAUUGUUGAAAAUGAUCAAUAGUGGAGCCAUAUACGAAAUCAAUGGCUGCAUUAGCACAGGAAAGGAAGCAAAUGUAUAUCAUGCCAUCACGGAAACUGGUGAACACCGUGCUAUCAAAAUUUACAAAACAUCUAUUCUUGUAUUUAAGGAUCGCGAUCGUUACGUCUCAGGCGAGUUUCGUUUUCGGCACGGCUAUAAUCGUCGGAACCCCAGAAAAAUGGUAAAGACUUGGGCUGAAAAGGAGAUGAGAAAUUUGAAACGUGUUUAUUCUUCUGGGAUUCCGAGUCCGGAACCUCUUGCUCUGAAGCAACACGUCCUGCUUAUGAAAUUUCUGGGUAACAAGAGCGGUUGGCCUUAUCCACGUCUUAAAGAUGCAGGCCUUUCUGCUGAAGAUGCUAGCAGGGUGUACCGACAGGUGGCCCGCCAUAUGCGGACGCUGUAUCACGUUUGCCAUCUCGUCCAUGCUGACUUGUCCGAGUACAACAUGCUUUACCAUAAAGGAAAGGUUUAUAUCAUUGAUGUGUCACAAUCUGUGGAACAUGACCAUCCUCACAGUCUUGAAUUCCUCAGAAUGGACAUCACGAACGUUACAACUUUCUUCCGUCGUUUGGGAGCAGCAACACUGCCUUUAAGUCAAUUGUACCAAUUUAUUACAGAGGAAGGUAGUGUUGAAAAAGCGGAUAUGCAGCAACGCAUAAGUGAGCUGUUUGAAAACCAGCUGGAAGAGAACGAGGAGGACGAGAAGGUGUUCCUGAAGUCCUACAUUCCCCAAACGCUAGAGCAAGUCUACGACAUUGAUCGUGAUACACUGCUGGUACAUGAGGGACAAGGAAGUAAUCUAGUGUACAGCCACUUGUUAAGCACUGCUGCAGAUACAGAGACGCAAAACGACGAACAAACUGUUCAUGAGUCAGAGGAUGAAAACGAAGACAACUCCUACAACACCGAAGAUGGAAGUGAGAGCAACCCUGAUAGCGCUGGUGAAGAGUCUGAAAUUGAAAGUGACAAACCAAGAGCUGGAAAAGCCCGAAAGCAGGCUGAAACUGCUGAAGAAAAACGUGCUCGAAAGCAAAAAGUUCGUGAAGAAAAGCGGGAAAAGCGGAAAAACAAAAUGUCCAAAUAUGAAAAGAAAAGACGCAUAAAAAAUAGCAGCGCCAAGAAGUAA
Messenger RNA from Schizosaccharomyces japonicus yFS275, 1572 nucleotides. RefSeq names its product atypical/RIO/RIO1 protein kinase. The transcript is spliced from 2 exons. Gene Ontology annotation, cellular component: cytoplasm. The coding region runs from base 1 to 1572 and encodes 523 amino acids. Lineage: Eukaryota; Fungi; Ascomycota; Schizosaccharomycetes; Schizosaccharomycetales; Schizosaccharomycetaceae. The record is from RefSeq and is a predicted model, not a curated record. Gene Ontology annotation, molecular function: protein serine/threonine kinase activity; catalytic activity; protein serine kinase activity.